AUGCCUAGACUGGUACGCAUUCCCACCGACAGUGAUGAAGAAGCAAUGGAAAACCCACCACCCGUCCCCAACGACGUCGACACUGAAGAUGCCGACGAAGCAAGAAACACCGCCAGUCCAGCAACCCAGACCUAUCGCCGUCGGACUAGGGCGUCGUUGAUUACACCACCACCUUCCUCACCAUCAGUCACGACAGACACCCAGGGAGGCAACACACCUCAAGAAACCACGCCGUCCACCAGUCAUGGUCAGAAACGGCCAAGAACACCAUCACCACCACCAUCACCAAGCCCGGAACGACAACAAGAGACACCCAGACCUCUAACACCACGCCAUGAGCGUGUAUUCAGAAAGAAGAAGGCACAGCCUACCCCAGCAGAUGGGACAGUAGGGGAAACAGAGCAGGCACCCCCAGCAAAUGAACCACCUCCUGUGGCACCACAACAGGAAGCACAUCAAGACCCUGAAGACGUAGCCCCAAACCAGACAGUUGAGGCUCGUCUUAGCAGAAUUGAGACCAGAAUGCACAACAUGGAGCACCUGUUGCAACUGCUAGUGAACUAUUUUCUGCCUGCAGACCAGGACAGGCAGUGA
Molecule: messenger RNA, 594 nt
Organism: Manihot esculenta (cassava)
Lineage: Eukaryota; Viridiplantae; Streptophyta; Magnoliopsida; Malpighiales; Euphorbiaceae
Product: extensin-like
Exons: 2
Coding region: 1-594 (197 amino acids)
Source: RefSeq, a predicted model, not a curated record